Umbelopsis ramanniana AG is the source of this 2616-nucleotide messenger RNA. RefSeq lists its product as uncharacterized. The transcript has 3 exons. The coding region runs from base 1 to 2616 and encodes 871 amino acids. The record is from RefSeq and is a predicted model, not a curated record. Gene Ontology annotation, molecular function: protein binding. Lineage: Eukaryota; Fungi; Mucoromycota; Umbelopsidomycetes; Umbelopsidales; Umbelopsidaceae.
AUGCCACUGGACCGCUCGCCAUCACGUGUUGACUUCACAUUCUAUGAACAACCUAGCACAAUCCAUUCGUUUGAAUCAUUGUGUGAGCCUUUACGAACUGCCCUGGACAGUGAGGGUGCAGAUACAUCAUUUACCGCUCCGGAAUUGGCAUACUUCAUUGCGCAUUUCCAACAGUUUCAAAACAAUGUCUUGAGUCCAUCUGACGCUUUCAGUGCACGACAAAAUGGCUCGUCUAUUUCGCCAAGACUGCCGUCCUCGUUUUUCUCUCUUGAACACCUCAAUGCGGAUUCUCCCCUUUACCACAUUCUAUUUGCUGCUUACCAGUUUCGCUCGGAAAACGACAUUGCUGAUUGGCAGUUCAAUGCAAAUGAAGAGAGAGGAACUAAUAUCGACAUGCUCAAGUAUGUUAUUCGUCAACUCAAGGAACUAGGUCUCUUGAAGAAGAGAAAAAUUGCUUUUGCAUCCAACGUGCCAGCUGCCGAUAAACCAGAUCUGCAGAAAAAGAUCGCCGAACUCGAAGCUGAAUAUGUUACGAACGCGACAACUGCUACCCAUAUUAUCUACAAUCAACCGAGUGGUAUUCAGGAUAACGAAUAUAAGGUCGUCAGUGACCGUGAUGGAAGGACACUGGUGCACUGGGUUGGGUACCCUGAUUCAUAUAAUGAAUGGGUAGAAGACAUUCAUCAAUUGCAAGGUGUGGCUUCUACUAGUAGCAAAGCGGAGCACGAUGACCACCAGCCAUACCAUGUCAGUGUCGAUUGGCUCAACAGCAGUUACACCUUUAACGAGUGGGCCAAUGAGCAAGAAUAUCAAGUUGAAAAUGCCGAGCCCAUUGAAUCGACCAACAAACGACCCAUUGCUGAUGCCGAACAGACGCAUGAAGGUGCCUUAAAAAAGUCUAGAACCGACGAACCUGAUGCUGCUACCGACGGACAGAUCAAAUUGGAAGAAAGCAAUCUCGGUGAGGAUUUGGAAAUUGAGGAAGAAGCUCGAAAAUAUCUUGUACAACAACAAUACGAAGUCCUUCUCCCAUCGUAUGCAGCCUGGCAUGACCUUGCAUCCAUUCACGAAAUUGAACGAAAAUCAUUACCGGAAUUCUUCAACAAUCGCAACAAAACUAAAACGCCUGCUGUAUACAAAGAGUACCGCGAUUUCAUGAUCAACACGUAUAGGUUGAAUCCACUAGAAUAUUUGACGGUCACGGCAUGUAGACGAAACUUGGCUGGUGAUGUUUGCGCUAUUAUUCGAGUACAUGCAUUUUUAGAGCAAUGGGGUCUGAUCAAUUAUCAGGUUGAUCCCGAUGCACGACCUUCCAAUCUCGGCGCACCGCUCAGUGGUCACUUUAGACCUUCCGCGGAACUGCCUCGUGCACUACAAUCGCAUCAGGCUGCUACUCCUUCCCAAGGAAAGCCAGCUGGGACUGUUACAUCCUCUAAUGAGAGUCCAGCACGCAAAGCUCUCGACACAAACUUGGAAUUGAGAAAGAACGUUUUUGCCAAAUCAAAUAAUCAACUGAAUGGCACAGCUAAGGAAGAGGCAGACGAACCUAAUGAAUGUACUAGCUGCGGGAAGACAUGCGAAGAUGUUACAUAUCAAAGCAGCAAACCACCACACGUACAUCUUUGCGAGAGCUGUUAUGUGGAUGGCAAGUUUCCCGCCAAGCUCUUCAGUGGAGACUUCAUUCGGAAAACAAAGGUCGAAGCAAAAGAGAAGGAAGAAACCGUUUGGACUGAUCAAGAGUCUUUGUUGCUUCUGGAAGGCCUGGAGAUGUAUUCAUCAGACUGGUCUGCAGUUUCACAGCAUGUUGGCACACGAACUCGCGAUGAAUGCAUUUUGCAUUUCCUCCAUUUGCCACUGGAAGACCCUUACUCCAUGACCACCAUGUCAGAUUUAGGAAUGCUACAGUACAAGUUGUCAAAGGAAAGCCAAGGAGAAAACCCAAUCAUGUCGGUGGUUGCAUUCUUAGCCUCUACCGUCGACCCAGAUGUCGCUGCGGCUGCUGCUCGCACUACAUUGAAAGAGCUUGGUAUGGAAGGAAAGCUGGGCAUUGCAGUGAAGAAGGAGAAGACUGAGAGUGAGAUGGACGUGGACAAGAGCAAAGGAGAUGAAGCGGACAAGACCACAACCGAUGACGACAAAGCAGCCACCACUAUGACUGUGCCCAAUUUUGAGGAAGAAAAGCGUAUUUCUAAACUGACAUGCGAAUACAUUGGAAAGCAAGUUGAGAAGUUUGAAUUGCGGUUGACCCAAUUUCAGGAUUUGGAAGCUGCUGUUGAAGAAGAGAAGCGUCAUGUUGAACGCGAGCGACAUCAGUUGUAUCAAGAACGAGCCAAUUUGAAGAAGAUCCAAUAUCAAGUGCAGGCCGAGAUCACAAAGCGACAGCCACCGCCACCGCCUCCUCAAGCACUUCCGAACGGCAUGAGUCCAGCUCAGCUUCAACAACUCUCCAUGCAGCAACCACCAAAUCCUGGGCAGCUGGCACAUGCCCAACAGCAGCAAUUUAUGAGAGUUCAGCAGUACCGGGAUAUGAUGAUGCAUCAACAACAACAAGGUGUUCCACCCCCCAUGCCACAAUACCAUCAAUCUCACGGCUACAAUCAAAUGCGCAUGCAAUAA